CACAAUGUAGCCUAAUCCAUAGUGUCUAUUUUCUGAUAGGCUUAUGAUUGUAUUUACACAACAUAACAUAACAUGUAGGCUCUUGUGUGAGUAAUGCAUGACAUGUGUUUAAUCAAUCCUUUGGUAAAUAAUGGUUGUAUAUACUGGCAGGAGGGGCAAUGUCUAACACUGGGAAGUGGCAGUUAGUUCAGCAGUUGGAGGACAGUGAAUGUUGCGUCUGUAACUAGGAACAUGGUGUAGAGGGGAGACUCUAUUCGCGUUAUUCAGAAACUAUCAUUUCUCAGCUGUGAUAGGGCGAUCGGGCCUCAUCAAUGACGUCAUUGGUCCAAAACGAUACAAGCCUCGAUAUAGCAUAGCAUAUAUAUAAAAGGUCGGAGAACUUGGUGGAUUACAGUUGGCGCACGCUCCAAAGCCUCGGCACAGCACGUAUAACGUCCCUAACAAGUGGAGCGGCUUUUUCUAUCGUUGGUGUCUCCAAACGUCCCGUAGAGUCGCUGAGCCGGCUCACUGCAGCCAUGAUAUCCAAGUCGGCCCUGCUGAAGGUGAUCCUGCUGGGUGACGGCGGUGUCGGCAAGUCGUCCCUCAUGAACCGCUACGUCACCAACAAGUUUGACUCUCACCUCUUCCACACCAUCGGCGUGGAGUUCCUCAACAAAGAGCUGGACGUGGACGGCCACCACGCCACUCUGCAGAUCUGGGACACGGCGGGUCAGGAGCGUUUCCGCAGCCUCCGCACGCCUUUCUACCGCGGCUCCGACUGCUGCCUGCUCACCUUCAGCGUGGACGACGGACAGAGCUUCCGAAACCUGGCCAACUGGAAGAAGGAGUUCACUUAUUACGCCGACGUCAAGGACCCCGACAACUUCCCCUUUGUGGUGCUUGGCAACAAACUGGACGUGCCCGAGCGGCAGGUGUCGGGAGAGGAUGCGCGGCAGUGGUGCCGCGAGAACGGCGGCCACCCGUACUUUGAGACAAGCGCCAAGGAUGCUACAAAUGUGGCGUCGGCCUUUGAGGAGGCGGUACGUCGCAUUCUGGCGUUGGACGACAGAGCUGACCACCUCAUUCACAACAACACAGUGGACCUGCAGAGGAAGAGUCACCCUGACCCCAGCUGUUGCUGAGUGCAGCAGGACUGACUUCACGUGACUCUGCACAAAGAGGAACUGGUGUCUGCUCAGUAGUUGUACUGUAUGUGAUAUCCUCAGAUAAACUUGGGACCAGGAUCCGCAUUUGGAAGGAAAUACCGAUAUUCUUGUGGACCAAAAACUGAACAUUUUGUGCCAAUAUUCAGCAUUUUCACCACACGAAAGACAAAACCUCUCCACCCACCAUUUCCCGAAUCUGGGUCGUGUUUUAUAGUUUUAUUUGUGGUCAGUGAUGAACCUCAAUUGUGUCAGAGGUGGACAUAACUGGCUCAUACCGGAAUUUUAAAGGGCCUAUAGGGAGUGAUUGUGACUUCAAUUCAAUUUUCAAUUCAAUUUUAUUUAAAGUAUCAAAUCAUAACAAGAGUUAUCUCGAGACA
This is a messenger RNA of Perca flavescens (yellow perch), 1522 nucleotides long. Its product is annotated as ras-related protein Rab-9A. The transcript has 2 exons. The record is from RefSeq and is a predicted model, not a curated record. Gene Ontology annotation, cellular component: lysosome; phagocytic vesicle; late endosome. NCBI's taxonomy places the organism in Eukaryota, Metazoa, Chordata, Actinopteri, Perciformes, Percidae. Gene Ontology annotation, biological process: retrograde transport, endosome to Golgi; Rab protein signal transduction. Bases 516 to 1121 code for a protein of 201 amino acids. Gene Ontology annotation, molecular function: GTP binding; GTPase activity.